CUGCGGGGAUGUGCCAUUGCCAUGGCGAGGAGGCUCUUCCCGGGGGCCUGGCUCAGGAGACGCUACUACGCUCAGGUCAGAUACGAUGCAGGCAGCCAAAGUGUGAGCUUUCUUACACUGGCCUAUUGCUGACCUGAGCCCUGAUUUGGAGGGACCACCUUCUAUAAGGGUUCGCUUCUCAUAUAUGCGAAUGAAGUAUCUCUUCAUCUCUUGGCUAGUAGUAUUUAUUGGCAGCUGGAUUAUAUAUGUUGAGUACUCCACUUACACAGAGCUAUGCAGAGGUCAUGACUGUAAGAAAAUAAUAUGUGAUAAAUAUAAGACUGGAGUUAUUGAUGGAUCAGCAUGUAGCAGUCUUUGCGCUAAAGAAACUCUAUAUUUUGGAAAAUGUUUGUCAACAAAACCCAAUAACCAGAUGUAUUUAGGAAUCUGGGGUAAUCUACAAGGUGUCAUAAAAUGCCAGAUGGAAGAAACUAUUCAUCUUGAUCUUGGAACUGAACUGGAACCAAGAAAAGAAAUAGUUCUGUUUGAUAAACCAACUAGAGGAACUACUGUUCAGAAAUUCAAAGAAAUGGUAUAUGGUCUUUUUAAACAAAAGUUGGGUGAACAGGGAAAUCUUUCUGAACUGGUUAAUCUCAUCCUGUCAGUUGCUGAUGGAAACAAAGAUGGUCGAGUUUCCUUACCAGAAGCAAAGUCAGCAUGGGCUCUUCUGCAGCUAAAUGAGUUUCUGCUCAUGGUGAUCCUCCAGAAUAAAGAACACACCCCAAAAUUGAUGGGUUUUUGUGGAGAUCUCUAUGUGAUGGAAAGAGUUGAAUAUACCUCUCUCUAUGGAAUAAGCCUUCCAUGGAUCUUAGAACUUUUCAUUCCCUCUAGUUUCAGAAGAAGCAUGGACCAGUGGUUUACUCCAUCAUGGCCUAGAAAGGCAAAAAUAGCUAUCGGGCUUUUAGAAUUUGUGGAAGACAUUUUCCAUGGACCUUAUGGGAAUUUUCUUAUGUGUGAUACCAGUGCCAAAAACUUGGGUUAUAAUGAUAAGUAUGACUUGAAAAUGGUGGACAUGAGAAAAAUUGUGCCAGAAAUUAAUUUGAAGGAAUUACUUAAAGAUCGUCACUGUGAGUCUGACUUGGACUGUGUUUAUGGUACAGACUGUAGAACUCUAUGCGACCAAAGUAAAAUGAAAUGUACCACAGAAAUAAUUCAGCCCAACUUGGCAAAAACAUGCCAGUUACUAAAAGACUAUCUGCUUCGCGGUGCUCCAUCAGAAAUACACGAAGAGUUAGAGAAACAACUGUAUUCUUGUAUUGCCCUUAAAGUCUCAGCAAACCAGAUGGAAAUGGAGCAUUCUUUAAUACUAAACAACUUAAAAACUUUAUUGUGGAAGAAAAUAUCCCAUACAAAUGAUUCUUAGUAUCUUUAACCACAGAAGAAAACGUUGCCACUCUAGGAGAUUUACCACUUUUUAUCAAAUGCAUCUUUGGCAUUUUAAAAAUAUGUCUUCUUA
Molecule: messenger RNA, 1495 nt
Organism: Gopherus flavomarginatus (Mexican gopher tortoise)
Lineage: Eukaryota; Metazoa; Chordata; Testudines; Testudinidae
Gene: DIPK1A
Product: divergent protein kinase domain 1A
Exons: 6
Coding region: 185-1402 (405 amino acids)
Source: RefSeq, a predicted model, not a curated record